This is a messenger RNA of Selaginella moellendorffii, 1416 nucleotides long. RefSeq names its product GDSL esterase/lipase At3g48460. Lineage: Eukaryota; Viridiplantae; Streptophyta; Lycopodiopsida; Selaginellales; Selaginellaceae. The transcript has 5 exons. Bases 72 to 1214 code for a protein of 380 amino acids. Gene Ontology annotation, molecular function: hydrolase activity, acting on ester bonds. The record is from RefSeq and is a predicted model, not a curated record.
UCUAAACACGUAAAAACUGUAUUUUUACGAUCCGUAAUAGAGGAUAUUCUUUUCCCUCUUUCUUGCCCCCAAUGUCGCUCUUCUUGCUGCUCGCGGUGAUCUUGUGCGCGAUCCAAUUCCAUCUCGGGGUUCUAUGCGAUCACCGGGUUGUGUUCCAAUUUGGCGAUUCCCUCUCCGACGCGGGCAAUUCACUCCUCGCGUUCCCGGGCCUGAAUGGAUCAGGAAUCUUGGGCCUCCCCCCUUACGGCGAGACCUUCUUCAAGAGGGCGACUGGAAGAGUGACGGACGGGCGACUUAUCAUCGAUUUUCUAGCGAGUGGAAUGGGUGUCCCUUUUCUGGACCCAUACCUCGACAAGGCCAGUGCGAACUUUGUCUAUGGCGCCAACUUCGCUACGGUUGGAGCCACAGCUUUGAGCAUCAGGGAUUUCUACCGCAAGCGCAACAUCAUGCCUCGCAGGCCCACAUUCUCGUUUGACACACAGCUACAGUGGUUCCAUAGCUUCCAGGAGCAAGCACUUAUGAAUGGAUCGAGUGCCUAUUCUGUUCCAAAUCUUCGCCAGUUUCGUGAAGCUCUGUAUGUCAUCGGUGAGAUUGGGGGCAACGAUUACGCAAUGCUCCACGGAAGUGGGGUCGAUUUCUUAGACAUAAUCAAGUUCUUUGUCCCUCGAGUGGUCCACGAGAUUGAAGAAACGAUCCGGGAGCUGUAUCAAGCGGGAGCGCGGAAUUUCCUGGUGAUCAAUGUUCCAAUCCAGGGAUGUAACGUUCGCUCCCUUGCUACUGCUGAUUGGAGCAAGGAGGAAAUGGACGAGUUGGGCUGUCUUGCACGAUUCAACGAGGUUGGCUAUCGUCAUAAAUUCCUCCUCGAGAGAAUGGUACGCAAGUUGCGUGACGAGUUGCCCGGCUCGGCUUUCGCGACCGGGGACUUCCUCGGGAUCACCAAGAAAAUCUUUGAAAACUACAAACACUAUGGAUUCACGCACAGAUUCGAGGCUUGCUGUGGGAUUUAUAACGCUACCACCACUGUCGACUGUGGAGAGAGCGUUUUCGUGAAUGGAGCUCGCAUCCAGGGCCCAACUUGUGAUGACCCAUCGCAGUAUAUCUUCUGGAACGACAAUCACUUCACGGAACACUUCUACGAGAUUGUGGCAAACGCGUUUCUAUCGGGAGAGUUUCUGGAUCCUCCAAUCUUCCCGAAAUUAUCGCAAACCAUAUGACAUCAAAAUGUAUAUAAGCAUCUAUCAAAAGUUUCGUACGAAAGUACCGUACUUGCUUUUGGGCUCUGUUUCUUAGGGUUUAUCGAAAAGCCCUAGGGCGAGCGCGCUAGGGUUCCGCGAUGGUGCGGCUUGGAGCGGAGCUCAUCUCGCGGGCGCCGCAGUACCUGAAUGCCGUCAAGGACCGCGAGAUCGAUCUGCGAGG